Grosmannia clavigera kw1407 is the source of this 1413-nucleotide messenger RNA. RefSeq names its product cop9 signalosome subunit 6. Gene Ontology annotation, biological process: protein deneddylation. Gene Ontology annotation, cellular component: COP9 signalosome. The record is from RefSeq and is a predicted model, not a curated record. The transcript is spliced from 2 exons. Gene Ontology annotation, molecular function: protein binding; metallopeptidase activity. Bases 1 to 1413 code for a protein of 470 amino acids. Lineage: Eukaryota; Fungi; Ascomycota; Sordariomycetes; Ophiostomatales; Ophiostomataceae.
AUGACUGCGGCAAAUCCGUUCCUGUCGACGCAAAAGGCGUCCAACCCCGUCCCAGCCAUUCUGCACCCUCUCGUUCUCCUUUCCAUUUCUGACCAUAUCACCCGGCACUCGUUACGCAAGCAGUCAGGACCUGUGGUGGGUGCCCUGCUCGGCCAACAGAAUGGCCGCCAGGUUACGCUUGAGCACACCUUUGACUUUCUGGUGGCUACCAACGACCAGGGCGAUGCACAGUUUAGUCCCGUAUGGUUUACUGACCGCCUAGAACAAAUGCGAACGGUGCAUAAGGACCGUCAGCUCGACCUUGUCGGUUGGUAUACGGUGCUGAACCGAGAGGGCCCGACACCGCACAUAUUGCAGGUCCACGAGCAGAUCAUGCCUCUCUGCGGCGAAUCCACAGCGGCGGUUUUCUUGGCCUUCCACCCGGAAGACCUAGCAUCGCCUUCGGUUGGCGGCAAGCUGCCGCUGACCAUCUUCGAAACAAACUACGAGCCGGACGAGAACGGAGCUGUGGCCGCAGCGCGGCGGCGGCCAACGAGUGAAACCACCGAUAGCAGCGCAGACAAGGAAAUGACAGACGUUGGGGAUGAGACGGCAAUGGCUGAUUCUGCAUCAGCAGCAGCAGCGCCUACGUCUGCCACAACUACCGCACAGCUGGGGGGUGCGCCUCAGAUGGUCAUCAAAUUCCGCGAAAUCCCCUAUGUCGUCGAGGCGGGGGAUGCCGAGAUGAUCAGCAUCGACUUUGUGGCCGGUGGCGUGGCCAACGCCUCGGCUGUUGACAGCAGCAGCGGGACUGCAGCAGGCAGCAACAGCCGUGAUCGGGCUGUGGCGAUUGAGUCGGGAAACCGCGGUAAGCGGCGACUGGUGGCAGCCGAUGCACCUGCACAGAGCAGCAGCAGCAGCAAUGGUACCGAUGGCACCACGGCCGCAAGUGGGGUUCUCUCACGCGAAGAUGAAGAGCUCAUCGCUACGCUGACGACACGCGGAAACGCCAUCCGCAUGCUGCACGCGCGUCUGCAGCUGCUGACCAGGUAUCUGGAGAGCCUGGAAGUGGCCGAGGCGGCCGAGAAGGAGGGUGGUGGCAGCGAGGGCGUUCCUGGAGCCGAUACCGGCGUGAAAGUAUCCCUCCCCAUCCUGCGAUCCAUUCAAGCACUGGUGCAGCGGCUGCCGUUGGUGGUGCCGCCACCUGUCGGCGGAGAUUAUGAGGAGGAGCGUCAGCGCGAGGCCAACGACGUGGAACUGGUAUCGCUGCUGCUGGACGACGUGAUGCAGAACAUCGCGGCAGUGCGGCAGGUGAGCGGCAAGUUCAGCGUGGUGGACAACGCUCGGUCCAACCGAGGCAUGCGGCAGUACGGGAGAGGAGGCGGCGUUGGCGGUGGAGGUGACGGCUCGCAAGGUCUCGACAUGCUGCUAUAA